This is a messenger RNA of Marasmius oreades (fairy-ring Marasmius), 2197 nucleotides long. RefSeq lists its product as uncharacterized. The transcript has 6 exons. NCBI's taxonomy places the organism in Eukaryota, Fungi, Basidiomycota, Agaricomycetes, Agaricales, Marasmiaceae. Gene Ontology annotation, biological process: cell surface receptor signaling pathway. The record is from RefSeq and is a predicted model, not a curated record. Bases 950 to 2029 code for a protein of 359 amino acids.
CUUUACCUUUCGACUAUCUUCCUCACCGCCUCUCAUCGUCCUCCACUCUUUCUACUCACCAUCUCGCUCGUUAAUAGGCAGGAUGGGACGUAUCAAAGGUAUUGGGUCUAGAUAAGGGAACUUGGACCCAAGGUGCGUUAUCAAGUAUUUUUUCUCCGGGUUAGUAUUACUGGCUUCUAUUAUUUUGGGCUACAUGGACUCCUCAGACUACGUUAAGGCUGUCAUACAAGAUGGAGAAAUUUUUUUUCCCCACGAAGGAUUUAUCGUCGUACGGGCGAAUAUUGCAUCAAUAGUCGACCACGACGAAGACGUCAUUGUGGUUGCUCACUGAAUGACAUCUGCAGGGUUGCCGACAUACCUUCCAAACAUGCCUGUAAUGUGGAUUCCGGCUGGCCAGUUACCGAAUCAUUGAGUCUGCUUACAGGAGGAUAUAACCUCUAAGGUAACUUAAUCCACAUGAUUUCGCCCGUUUCCCAAUCUCCAGUUACUCGACACCAUGCUGUGUGGGCCAGUGUGACUCAAUAGAAACUGCGCGGAUAUAGCCUUGACUCUCUUCAAUGGAUACCUCCCACGCUAUUCCUUUGUUCACCAUGACUGUGUACUGAGCUGCCUAAGCUACCCGGCCCAUCCUCCUCUCUUAAUCCCGCAAUACGAAUGCGGUACAAAAGUGCGACCCUACCUUCUUCGGGCGUACGACAAAGAACAGCCUUGUAUUAUUCCGUCUCGCAACGCACUCGGUCCACAUACGUCUUCUUUGUUUUGUACCAAUGGCAGCAUCGGCUCUUUGAAUUCGAACAAAAGGACCAGUCCUUGUUACGGCUCCGCUCUUGAAGAAUCACAGGACAGGUGAAGCUGAACAUUGAAGCGAAACCCUUUGUCUUUCCAGAUCUGUGGGUUCCACUGCGUGUAUGACUUCAGCAUUGUCAAGUCCACUAUCAUCGACUUGACGAUGAACAAUGCCGCGUCACCUCUGUCAUUAUUGCGCAGGUUCAACUAUAAAGCCAGAAAUCCACGACUACCACUCAAACCCUCUUAUCCUUAUCCCCCUUCACAGUCAUCCAGGAGAAUGUGCAGUACCCAAUAUCGUCAUCCAAACGAAAGGCACGAUUCGUCGACAGUAUCGAAAUGGGUGAAAGUCGGGGAAGUAACUCUCGACCUCUCUCAGACAGCUCUAUCCACCGUAAAGGAGUUGGCCGAGUUCACACCCAUACCCUUCUUGAAAGAAGCUGCAGGAUGUGCUCUUGCAAUUGUUGAAGCUGUCGACCGAGUCAUAACGAACAAGGAAGAAUUCCGACUUCUCGCGAGCCACGCAUGCGAACUUGUAUUUGUUGCUCAACGUGCUACCGCGGCAUCUGAAAGGACGAUUCAGAAUAAGGACAGCAAGAUGAUGAAUAAUCUGAGGCACUUGCUAAACACGUUAUCGCAAAUCAAGGAAUUCGCAGAUUCUAGAGCUACGAAGAACCCAUUCUCUCGUUUCAUACACCAGAAUUCAGACGAACAGAAGAUUCUAGCCUUUAGAGAGAUGAUGAGUCAUGCCCUUGCUCUAUUUAACUUGCAAUCUACCAUACAAUCCCACGACCUAUUGCUAGAUAUUCAGAGAAACACGCGAUACUGCCAGAUAUACCAUUCACUCGACGUAGAGAAUGUCCCUCGGGAGGAGGCAACUGCAGCUGAACGGCAUCCGAGUCCACAACCUGGCAAUACCUACCCAGAAACAGACACUCUACUGUCUCCCAAACCCCAAUCACUUCCCAGCCGACCUCAAACCGCCGAACUCCAUUCUCCUAAUCCAAGCUUAUUACCAACACCUGUAUCGACAUCUCCGAACCCAAUGAACGCCAUGUUCGGGGGCAACCUGAGCGGCACUAUCACUGGGACCGUCACGUUCAACAACAUAUCUGGAGAUCAAACCAAUAAUACCGACAACUCGAAAUCAGUUCGGGAGAACUGUGGUGGGACAUAUCGAACGCAGGUGAUGAAUUCGAAUAAUCAGUUUUAUUAUCCAUAUGAUGGAACGGUUACACGAUGAACGCACUGAGCCAGAAUGAGCACUACUACGGUAUACCACUGUUUUUAUAUAUUGAUGUAUCAUGACCCAGAGGACUUGAAUAUGUAAUUACUCACUCAUUAUUUGGGUGAUAGGCUCGACCUUCUUCCUGAUUUUCCUUGAUCUCAGAAUAGAUGUAGUCCGUCACGU